This is a messenger RNA of Centruroides sculpturatus (bark scorpion), 885 nucleotides long. RefSeq lists its product as uncharacterized. Bases 1 to 885 code for a protein of 294 amino acids. The transcript is spliced from 2 exons. NCBI's taxonomy places the organism in Eukaryota, Metazoa, Arthropoda, Arachnida, Scorpiones, Buthidae. The record is from RefSeq and is a predicted model, not a curated record.
AUGUCAAGAAAAAAUUUGCCUUGUCCAUUUUCUGUAAGUGAAGAAUGUUUGAACCUGGCAUGUGUCUCAAUUAAAAGGUUAAGACAGCACUGUAUUGAAAAAAACGGCUAUGAAGAAUGUGAAGAACAGCUAACGUUUAAUGAUAUGACAGGAAAACUUGCUAAUAGUGUCACCCUGAAGAGAAUCUUAGAUGAUAUUCGAGAUUCUACAAGUAAUGAACUUACUCGCAUUCAUCUUGUGACAAGAAAAGAUUUGCAAAAUAUCAAGUGUGCAUACAACAUUCAGGAAAAGAAGAAAUAUCAACCUGAAGAUAAGAUCAGUGUGCAGCUAUGGGUAAAUAAAAUGAAAACAUUAGAACAGUCUCCAGUUUUAUAUUUUAAACAGCAAGGGGAAGUUGAUGCUCAACAGAAACUUAGCAAAGAAGAUUUUAUACUGAUAAUCAUGUUACCAAUACAACAAGAAUUAUUAAAGAUGCUAGGACAGCAGAUGAUCUGUGUGGACUCCACUCAUGGCACUAUUGCAUAUGAUUUUUAUGUUAGUACUAUAUUAACAGUUGAUGAAUUUGGAAGUGGUCUACCAUGUGCAUACUGCUUAAGCAAUCGAAUCCACACAACCACGUAUUCUUUGUUUUUUGCUGCUGUCAGAGAAAAGCUUGAAAAACUGGAAACCAUUGUUUUUAUGUCUGAUGAUGCCUCUGCAAUUUACAAUGCAUGGAAAGAUAUUAUGGGUCCUGCUACACAUCAGUUAUUGUGCACAUGGCAUGUAGAUAGGGCUUGGCGUAAAAAAGUUGUCACAUCUUUCCCUGUUAAGGUUACACAAGAACUUAUAUACAAGAUGCUACGAGUUCUUCUUAAAGAACAAAUCCAGAAAAAUUUGAAAAUCUGA